This is a messenger RNA of Castor canadensis (American beaver), 2029 nucleotides long. It is a transcript of the gene Aplp1, whose product is annotated as amyloid beta precursor like protein 1. Gene Ontology annotation, cellular component: plasma membrane; Golgi apparatus. The record is from RefSeq and is a predicted model, not a curated record. Gene Ontology annotation, molecular function: transition metal ion binding; alpha-2A adrenergic receptor binding; alpha-2B adrenergic receptor binding. Lineage: Eukaryota; Metazoa; Chordata; Mammalia; Rodentia; Castoridae. Gene Ontology annotation, biological process: central nervous system development; axonogenesis.
GUCACCGCUGGGGCCGGGCAGGGCCGGGGGAGUGCAGGGGACGUGAGGGCGCGAGGGCCGGGACAUGGGGCCCGCCAGCCCCGCCGCUCGCGGUCCAGGCCGCCGCCGGGGCCCGCCGCCGCUGCCGCUGCUGCUGCCACUGUUGCUGCUGCUGCUCCUGCGCGCGCAGCUCGCCGUCGGGAGCCUGGCCGGUGGGAGUCCCGGCGCGGCCGAGGAUCCGGGGUCGGCUCAGGUGGCUGGACUAUGCGGGCGUCUAACCCUUCACCGGGACCUGCGCACCGGCCUCUGGGAACCAGACCCACAGCGCUCUCGACGCUGUCUGCGCGACCCGCAGCGCGUGCUGGAGUACUGCAGACAGAUGUAUCCGGAGCUGCGCAUCGCACGUGUGGAGCAGGCGGCACAGGCUAUCCCAAUGGAGCGCUGGUGCGGGGGUACCCGGGGCGGCCGCUGUGCCCAUCCCCACCACCAGGUUGUGCCCUUCCGCUGCCUACCUGGUGAAUUUGUCAGCGAGGCUCUGCUGGUGCCAGAAGGCUGCCGGUUCCUGCACCAGGAGCGCAUGGACCAGUGCGAGAGUUCAACCCGGAGGCAUCGGGAGGCCCAGGAGGCCUGCAGCUCCCAGGGCCUCAUCCUGCAUGGCUCCGGCAUGCUUUUACCCUGUGGCGCAGAUAGGUUCCGAGGUGUGGAGUAUGUGUGUUGCCCCCCUCCAGUGACCACCAAUCCAUCUGGGACAGCAGUUGGUGACCCUUCCACCCGCUCCUGGCCCCUGGCGGGCAGAACCGAGAGGGGUGAGGAUGAGGAAGAGGAAGAAUCCUUUCUGCAGCCCCUGGAUGAUUACUUCGUGGAGCCCCCUCAGGCUGAAGAGGAAGAAGAGGAGGAAAGGGUCCCACCCACAAGCUCCCAUACUCCUGCAGUGAUCAGCAAAGUCACUCCCACACCAAGGCCCACCGACGGUGUGGAUGUUUACUUCGGCAUGCCUGGGGAAAUCAGUGAGCAUGAAGGGUUUCUGAGAGCCAAGAUGGACCUGGAAGAACGUAGAAUGCGCCAGAUUAAUGAGGUGAUGCGUGAAUGGGCCAUGGCUGACAACCAAUCCAAGAAUCUGCCUAAAGCUGACAGACAGGCCCUGAAUGAGCACUUCCAGUCCAUUCUGCAGACCCUGGAGGAGCAGGUAUCUGGUGAACGACAGCGUCUGGUGGAGACCCAUGCCACCAGGGUCAUCGCCCUUAUCAAUGACCAGCGCCGGGCAGCCCUGGAAGGUUUCCUGGCAGCACUGCAGGGAGAUCCACCUCAGGCAGAGCGUGUCCUGGUGGCCCUCCGGCGCUACCUGCGAGCAGAGCAGAAGGAGCAAAGGCACACACUGCGACACUACCAGCAUGUGGCUGCUGUGGAUCCAGAAAAGGCUCAGCAGAUGCGUUUCCAGGUGCAGACCCACCUUCAAGUGAUUGAGGAAAGGAUGAAUCAGAGCCUGGGGCUCCUUGACCAGAACCCCCAGCUGGCUCAGGAGCUGCGGCCCCUGAUCCAGGAACUUCUUCACUCUGAACAUCCGGGUCCCAAUGAGCUGGAAGCCACUGUGCCUGGAAGCAGCAUCGAGGACAAGGGUGGGCUGCAACCUCUGGAUUCCAAAGAUGCAGAUGCUGCUGUGACCCUUUCAAAAGGGUCCACAGAACAAGAUGCCGCGUCCUCUGGGAAAGAGAAGAUGUCCGCCCUGGAACAGUAUGAGCAAAAGGUGAAUGCGUCUGUCCCAAGGGGUUUUCCUUUUCACUCCUCGGAGAUUCAGAGAGAUGAGCUGGCACCAGCUGGGACAGGGGUAUCCCGGGAGGCUGUGUCUGGUCUGCUGAUCAUGGGAGCGGGAGGAGGCUCCCUCAUCGUCCUUUCUGUGCUGCUCCUGCGCAGAAAGAAGCCCUAUGGGGCUAUCAGCCAUGGAGUGGUGGAGGUGGACCCCAUGCUUACCCUGGAGGAGCAGCAGCUCCGAGAACUGCAGCGGCAUGGCUAUGAAAACCCCACUUACCGCUUCCUGGAGGAACGACCCUGA